Molecule: messenger RNA, 2245 nt
Organism: Rubroshorea leprosula
Lineage: Eukaryota; Viridiplantae; Streptophyta; Magnoliopsida; Malvales; Dipterocarpaceae
Source: the annotation of a GenBank genome assembly
GCUGCGUACACAAGGUCUCAAACUUAAGAUCUUACUUAAACUGGAACAAACCGCUUACCACUUGAUCCAACCCUUUCGUUGUUAAACAUGGAAAACAUGAGGCCUGACUGAAAGCAAAAAUCUCUCUAUAAAAGCAAGUUAUUUGUUUCUUCCCAAUCUGCAAAGCUGUUGGAGUUCUAGUCUUGUGGCAAAUAAGGCAGAAAUAAGGACACCAAUUUAGUCCUCUAACCCCAGAAGAUGAGGUCUGUAUCAAUGGCUCUAUCUCUGCCUCUGGCCUCGCAUACUUCUGUUCCUAAAGUCAUUUUAUCUGGACGUAUGCGACCUCCAUCAUCUCGUAGUUGCUAUGCUUCUUCUCAAGUUCAAUCCACGUCUGCCAUCAACAUGUCUGAUCAGGCAAUUGCUAGGCGGUCUGCAGAUUACCAACCUCCCAUCUGGAGUUUUGAAUAUAUUCAGUCAUUGAAAACUGAAUAUGUGGUAUUAUAUAUAUAACUUCUGGUAGUUCUAACUAUUCUAGCUAGUUAAACUAAAUGUUUUGAUAGAGUAUUUUUACACAUGCAGGGAGAAGCAUACAACAUGCGUAGGGACAAGUUAAAGGAAGAUGUGAGAGUGAUGCUACAAGAGGAGGUGGAUGAGGAUGGACUCGAGCUCAUCGAUCACUUGCAAAGACUUGGAUUAUCUUACCAUUUUGAAGAUGAAAUAAAGAAAUCUUUGGACAGAAUAUACAGCAAGAAUCAUGGAAAUUAUGGGCUCAAGAAAGACAGUCUAUAUGCUACAGCUCUUGAAUUCAGAAUCCUAAGACAACAUGGGUAUAAUGUACCUCAAGAGAUUUUCAAUGGUUUCAUAGAUGAGAGUGGAAACUUUAAGGCUUGCCUCGGGGAGGAUUACAGGGGAAUGCUAUAUCUGUAUGAAGCCUCAUUCCAUUCAGUGGAAGGUGAAAGCAUAUUAGACGCUGCAAAAGCUUUCGCGACCAAACAUCUCAAAGAAUAUAUUAAGGUUAACCGAGGCAAAGAUAUGUAUCUUUCCACACUAGUGAGUCACGCCCUAGAGCUGCCGCUUCACUGGAGGAUGCUUAGGAUGGAAGCAAGAUGGUUCAUAGAGGUUUAUCAACAAAGUCCCCUUGUGAACUCCAUCUUGCUUGAUCUUGCUAAGUUGGAUUUUAAUCUGGUGCAAGCAACCCACCAAGAAGAUCUAAAACAUGCAUCAAGGUGGUGGAAGAGAACAGGUCUUGGGGAAAAGUUGGGGUUCAUCAGGGAUAGGUUGGUGGAGAAUUUCCUAUGGCCAAUUGGGGAGUUAUAUGAGCCUUAUUAUGGAUAUUACAGAAGAAUGGCAACACAAGUCAACACACUAAUAACAACAAUAGAUGACAUUUAUGAUGUCUAUGGAACACUGGAUGAACUUGUGCUUUUUACUGAAGCUGUUGAGAGAUGGGAUAUCAAUAGAAUUGAAAAUCUCCCCAACUACAUGAAGUUAUGUUUCUUUCAGCUGCACAACUCUAUAAAUCAAAUGGCUGCUGACAUUUUUAGGGAACAAGGACUAGACAUCCUUCCUUAUUCAAGAAAAGUGUGGACAGAUUUAUGUAAAACUUAUUUGUUGGAAGUUAAAUGGUACCAUAGUGGAUACACACCAACUCUACAAGAGUACCUUGACAAUGCAGUGGUUUCCGUAGGAGCACCUAUAAUACUACAUUAUGCUUAUGCUCUUGUUUCAAAUCAAAUAACGAGGGAGGGCUUGGAAUGCUUUGAACGGGAGUAUCCUAAUGUCAUUCAUUGUUCGUCAUUGCUAUUGAGGCUUGCAAAUGAUUUGGGAACAUCACCGGACGAGAUGAAAAGAGGUGAUGUUCCUAAAUCAAUUCAAUGCUACAUGAAUGAAACUGGAGUUUCUAAUGAAGAUGCUCGUGAAUAUAUUUGGUAUUUGAUUGAAAUAACAUGGAAGAAGCUGAAUAAAGAACGACUUGAGAUCUCUUCUCUUCCUUUGACAUUAAUUGGAACUGCAAUGAACCUUGCAAGAAUGGCUCAGUUUAUGUAUUUGUAUGGAGAUGGUCAUAGUUCUCAAGAUCAAGUGACUAGAAAUCGCAUAUUAUCUUUGGUUGUGAAUCCCAUUUCCUGAAGUGGAAUGGCUUUGCUACAUUAAUUUUCAGCAAAGGUAGACCAACUUCACAAGGAAGUUUUUGCUGCGUCAAUAAUCAUUGGAGAUGAUAGUUACUUCUUCUCUUGAAGGGGAAUGGUAAUAUAAUUUAAUUUCAGAC